Messenger RNA from Symbiodinium sp. CCMP2456, 1404 nucleotides. The record is from the annotation of a GenBank genome assembly. Lineage: Eukaryota; Dinophyceae; Suessiales; Symbiodiniaceae.
GCGGAGCUUAUCAAGGAGAUGCGCGAUGCCAAAGAGAAGGCCAUUGAAGUCCGCAUGCAACAGCUCCAGGACUUAGUCGACCGCAGCAAGGACAGCGACGAUGAAAACGCUGCGAGCGACAACACCAGUCUAGGCAUGAACUUGGCGCGGAAGAUUCUCAACAACAUCACGGUGGUCUUGGAGGAUGUCCAUGUUGCUUUCAUGAACAGCCAGCGCGGGCUUGCAUGCUGCAUGGACUUGCCAAACCUGGCGGUCUUGUCAACAGAUAAGACAUUCCGCGAGCGGGAUGACUCGGAAGGUGCCGUGGUUCCUGGCGAGUCGAUGUACAAAACCCUACAGAUGAAGGACUUCAGCGUCCGAAUGUCGCCCGCUGGCACCAGAGACCUCCAGGAGGCGGCAUAUGUGCUGAGCCCCGUGAGUGCAAAUCUGCAACUGUCCCACGAGCCUGCCAACAAUCUCCUGAAGAUCAAGCUCAUGGUCGCCACAGAGGAGUUGGCGGAGGUCUUCCUCCGACGGUCUCAGGUGAAGCAUCUUCGAAGCAUCAAAAGUGACCUCAAUGAAGAGGCACGAAAGUUUCACCUGAUGCUGGUGCCGGAGGCGGAUCAGAAGGAGAUCAACCAGGACGCCGGUGACUCGACCGAUGAGUAUAGCCAACUCUAUGAGCGAUCAAUUGCGGAGGCCUGGCAGAUCAUGGCCCCGGACCUGAGACCUCUGUCGCCAGAAGACGAACGGCGGAAGCAGCUCCUUGAGGAUGCGCUGUCAGCCCGACUUCUGGCCCGAGCUCGCUGGAAGGUGGAGAGGAAGGCGGAGGUGCUGAACGAAGAGGUCGUUCGCCGCAAGCGUGAAAAGGAGGAGUCACGUGUGGCAGAGCAGAGGAAGAAGACCGGCUUGCUGGGGCGCUUCUGGGGCCGGCAAGAGUCGGAGGACGAGGUGGAGGCGCCAGAGACGGCGCUCCUCUCAUCCGAGGAGAAAGAUCAACUGUUCACCGACCUGAAAGACGUGAGCAAGGUGGAGCAAGUGGACGUGCCCAAGAGGUUCAGCUUCGAAUUCGUUCUGGGGCAGAUGGCCUUGGACUUGAUCGACGACCAGCACCAAGACGAGGUGCGCCGGCAGCUGAUGAGCCUUGCGUUGCGCGAGGCUGGUAUCAAGCUGGACAUCAACAUGGCGACGGACUUCCGCGGACGUGAUUCUGCGGAAUGGGGGAUGAAGAUCGAUCUGAAGUCUUUCCAUGCUCUGCACCAGACAAGGGCUUUCAUGCAGCUGAAGUCCGUGGGCUUGGAUGGAAAGGACCACUCCCAGUGGCUCUCAGACGGCUCCAGCGCCGCCAGUUUCGACAUCCAGAGUAAGCUCCAGAAGGAGCAGAACUUGCUGGACAUCUCCUUCAAGCUCCUCGCCCUGCAGUAG